UAAUAUGAACCAUGAUUUAUAGAAAUGGCGAGGCGGAGCAUGUUGACGAAAUAAUUAAAAAUCAAUCAAGGUAACUAGUGAGUAGACUACACAGGACUCGAGAUACUUUACAGGUGACUUCUGUAAACGAGAAAAACAGGAUUUCGUGAACAAUGAGGCUCUCCAACUCUCAUGAACCAUUCAGCUGAGUUAUUGCGUUUGUUUGUCAUUUCCAUUCGGAGUCACUGAAGAUCAGGUUCUGUUUCAACUGUUCAGCUUCAUCAUGGAAGAGACAGAAGACACAUCCAGAGAUGAAGAUUUAUCUCCAGAAUGCAGUUUAGAGCAUCAGAAGAGAUCAGAAUCAGAGCCCAGCUGUGUGUCUGUGAGGAGCGAUGGAUCUUUGAAUAUGCUUGUAAAAUUUAAGAAUGAAGAUACACUGACUGAUCAAAGUUCAGUUCAUCAGAAGAGAUCAGAGUCAGAGUCCAGCUGUGCGUCUGUGAGAAGUAAUGAGUCUAAGAAUAAUCCACUACAUUUUAAGAGUGCAGAUACACAGACUAAUCUCAGUUUAGAGCAUCAGAAGAGAUCAGAACCAGAGCCAAGCUGUGAGUCUGUGAGAAGUGAUGAGUCUAUGUGUCCUCCAAUACAUUUAAAGAUUAAAAAUAAACAGACAGAUGUAAGCCAUGUCCAAGUCCAAGUCCUCAACACAUUUAGAUCAAAUCUGAUGAAGAAGUUUGAGCGUCUGUGUGAGGGAACAGCGAAGCAGGGAAACCCAACACUCCUGAAUGAGAUCUACACAGAGCUGUACAUCACAGAGAGUGAGGGUGGAGAGAUCAGUAAUGAACACGAGGUGAGACAGAUUGAGACACAAUCCAGGACAGCAACAGAGGACACAGCGAUCAAAUGCAGUGACAUCUUUACAGCUUUACCUGGACAAGACAAACCCAUCAGAACUGUUCUGACAAAAGGAGUCGCUGGCAUUGGAAAAACAGUCUCUGUGCAGAAGUUCAUCCUGGACUGGGCUGAAGGACAAGAGAAUCAGGACGUCCAGCUCAUAUUUCCACUUCCUUUCAGAGAACUCAAUCUGAUGAAGGACAAAACACUCAGUCUUUCAGAUCUUCUUUAUGUAUUUUUCCCUGAAACAAAAGAAAUGGAAAUAUCUAAUGACAAAUAUAAAGUGUUGUUCAUCUUUGAUGGUCUGGACGAGUGUCGUCUGUCUCUGGAUUUUCAGAGUGAUGUGAGGUUGUGUGAUGUAAGUGGAUCAGCAUCAGUGGACGUGCUGCUGAAGAACCUCAUUGUGGGGAAUCUGCUUCCCUCUGCUCUCAUCUGGAUCACCUCCAGACCAGCAGCAGCUGAUCUCAUCCCCUCUGAGUGUGUCCAUCGAGUGACAGAGGUACGAGGCUUCAAUGAUCCACAGAAGGAGGAAUACUUCAGGAAGAGAAUCAGAGAUCAGAGUCUGGCUGAUAGGAUCAUCUCACACCUGAAGUCUUCAAGGAGUCUCUACAUCAUGUGUCACAUCCCAGUCUUCUGCUGGAUCUCAGCCGCUGUUCUGGAGAAGAUGUUGAGUCAAGCAGAGAGUGGAGAGAUUCCCAAGACUCUCACUCAGAUGUACACACACUUCCUGAUCCUUCAGAUUAACAUCAAACAUGAGAAGGACUAUGAGAAGAACGUGACAGAUGAAGACAUGAUCCUCAAACUAGGUAAAGUGGCUUUUCAGCAGCUUGUGAAAGGCAACCUGAUCUUCUAUGAGGAAGACCUGAGAGAUUGUGGCAUUGAUGUGACAGAAGCAUCAGUUUACUCAGGAUUGUGCACUCAGAUCUUCAGAGAGGAGUUUGGCUUUUAUCAGGGGAAGGUCUUCUGCUUUGUUCAUCUGAGCAUUCAGGAACAUCUCGCAGCUCUAUAUGUGCACCUCUCCUGUACAAACCACAACAUAAAUGUGUUUGACCAAAUCACCAAACAGAGUUUGAUGUCAAAAGUUCAAAAACAGAAGUCAUUAGAUGCUUCUUUAGCUGCUCUGCAUCAGAGUGCAGUGAAUGAGGCUCUGCAGAGUAAAAAUGGACAUCUGAAUCUUUUCCUGCGGUUCCUUUUGGGUCUGUCAGUGGAGUCUCAUCAGAUUCUCCUACAAAGACUAAUGAAACAAAAUAUAACAAAAAACAGCUCUGACAGCAGACAAGACACAAUUAAGUACAUCAAGGAGAAGAUCAAGACCAUGUCCUCUCCCAAAAAGUCCAUCAAUCUGUUCCACUGUCUGAAUGAACUGGGUGAUCAUUCACUAGUGGAGGAAAUACAACAGUAUCUGAACUCUGGAACAGUAAAUAAAGCCAAACUCUCUUCGUCUCAGUGGUCAGCUGUAGUUUUUGUGUUGUUGACAUCAGAGAAAAAGCUGGAUGAGUUUGAUAUUAAUAAAUUUGCCGAAGGAAGCAAUGAUACCAAAAAACUAGAAGUAUUUAAGAAACUGCUGCCUGUGAUUAAAGAAGCCAGAUCAGUUCGGUUGUAUAAUUGUGGUCUCACAGAUGAAGGUUGUGCUGCUCUGACUUCAGCUCUGAGAUCACACCCUGAACACCUGAGACAACUGGACCUGUCCUGGAAUAAACUAGGAAAUUCAGGAAUCACACGGAUAUCUACUAUACUCAAGGAUUCUCACUGUAAACUGGAGAAACUAGAGUUGAGGAAAUGUGGUCUCUCAGAUGAAGGUUGUGCUGUUCUGACUUCAACUCUCAGAUCAAACCCUGAACACCUGAAAGAACUGGAUCUGUCUUGGAAUAAAAUAGGAGAUUUGGGCGUAAAGCAUCUCUCUGCUGGACUUAAAGAUCCUCACUUUAAACUGCAGAAACUGGAGUUAAGGUGUUGUGGCAUCACAGUUGAAGGAUGUGCUGCUUUGGCUUCAGCUCUGAAAUCAAACCCUGAACACCUGAGAUAUGUGAAUCUGUCUGGAAAUGAACUACAAAAAUCAGAAGUGAAGUGUCUCUCUGAUCUAAAGGAUAAUCCAGUUUAUAAACUAGAGAAACUAUACACUUGACUCUCAGUAUAUAAACGUCAGUCCGGUUUUCUCAGGAUCAGCUGAUGGUGAAUAAAGAGCUUCAACAGAGACUCAAGACACAGACACACAGCAAUCAUACUGUCAUGUGUGUGUGACUUCACAUCAGUUUUGUUAUUUUUACAUUUUAUGGACCAGUUCUUUUGAAACACCGAUGUCAUUUUAUGUUCAGAUGUCAUCAGAUAUCAUUAUAUUUAAGUGAUGGUUGGUGUAUAAGUGUUGAAAAGCAUCAUCUGCAAUUUGGAGGUUUUUAUACUGAUUGUGUAGAUGCUGUAGCAUGCAAUUUACACUACAAGUUGUGACAAAAAAACAACAUUAAAAUCAACUAGUAAUAGACAUGGUGUAAAUAAGAGGUUUAUAGUGGAAUCUAGCUUUCAAAAAACACUUAAAUGAUCUGGUUUCUAUCAAGUUAUUGUAUACUGGUAUAAGUUCACUAAAGCUGUUUGGACUAACCACUUAUUUAGAAUUAAGUUGAUCUUUUCGGUUUAAUGGAAAAAGGUGUAUAUUUUAUUGUCCAGCAUCUAUUUGUUAUUCAUUUAAAUGUUCUGUCGACCUAAUCAGGAUGGAGAGUUUUACAGAAGGCAUAGCUUCAAGUAUCAUUAUAGAUGUAUUCAAAAGUCUGUUCUUCUAAUAAUAAUAAUAAUAAUAAUAAUAUGACUGUUAUUCACUUUACAUCACUAACAAGAAAUGGGUGUGAUUCUGCAGCUGAUAAAUUUAAAUGAAGUUUACUGACAAAUUAUUGUGAUGCUUGUCAAAACUAUGAUUUUUAUGAUAAUGGAAGAUUUUUUAUUUCAGGAAAAGUUUACAUUGUAUAUAUGCAUUUUAAAUGUUAACCACUUGUAUCUGUUUCAUUUAAUAGAAGAUACUCCAACUACCAGAACUUUUGGCUUCUGACUACAGUUUAUUUUUAUUUUCAUUUUGGAUUUACAUAAAUUUUUUAAACAAACUUUUCCAGCAGUGUUCAGUUACUGAAAAGUGCUUUGUAUGAGAGUAGAACAGAAUAAAUGCAUGCAAUAAAUAACUAACGAUAAAGAAAGCUUUUUUUUAAACACAUAAUUAUGUAAUAACCAUUAUGAGUGCAGGCUAGCAAAAUAUCAAAAAGUACUUCACUUGUAUAUUUGUUUAUUUUUAUUCAUGUGUCAUCCCAAUGAGCUGGGGUCCUCCUAAAUACCUA
Molecule: messenger RNA, 4187 nt
Organism: Carassius auratus (goldfish)
Lineage: Eukaryota; Metazoa; Chordata; Actinopteri; Cypriniformes; Cyprinidae
Product: NACHT, LRR and PYD domains-containing protein 3-like
Exons: 9
Coding region: 263-2995 (910 amino acids)
Molecular function (GO): protein binding
Source: RefSeq, a predicted model, not a curated record